Messenger RNA from Humulus lupulus (European hop), 1851 nucleotides. RefSeq names its product wax ester synthase/diacylglycerol acyltransferase 5-like. Gene Ontology annotation, molecular function: diacylglycerol O-acyltransferase activity; long-chain-alcohol O-fatty-acyltransferase activity. Gene Ontology annotation, cellular component: plasma membrane. The transcript is spliced from 7 exons. Bases 261 to 1724 code for a protein of 487 amino acids. Gene Ontology annotation, biological process: triglyceride biosynthetic process. The record is from RefSeq and is a predicted model, not a curated record. Lineage: Eukaryota; Viridiplantae; Streptophyta; Magnoliopsida; Rosales; Cannabaceae.
AAUACGAAGACGGCCCAGCUUAAAUCUAACAGAAAUCAUUUUAUUUUAUUUUUAUUUUCUAGUAUCUUUAUACAGAGGCAUACACUAUGGUAAUAUACGCUAGAAACCAAAAAUUGGAAGUUUCCUUGAAACUUCUAAUUAAGACGAGGCUUCCUUAUUUUGAUUAUAUUGUUGCUACUUAAAAUUAGAAAUACUAGUACUAGAUAAGCCUAGAGAGGUCAGUUGAUUUCCCAAAACGGCAUUGAGAACGUCCGUGUAACAUGGCUGCAGCGGACAACGCGUACUCGUCCCAUGGGCAUGAUGAGCGACUGAAGCUGAGUCCGGCGACGCGUAUAUUUCAUUCUCUGAAAUACGAUAGCUACAUCGUUGCAAUCAUAGGCUUCAAGACAAGUAUCGAUCCCAAUCUCAUUAAAACCGGUUUAGAGCAGACUUUGAUUAAACAUCCCCGCUUCUCUAGUAAGCUGGUGAAGGAUGAGGGAUGGAUUCCGAGCUCAGUAAACCUAGAAGAGCACGUAAUCGUUGCAAGCAUUGAUGAGCAAAUUGACGAUCCAGAUCGAUUCAUGGAGGACUACAUCUCACACAUGACGAAAACUCCGCUCGACUUUUGCAGGCCAUUAUGGGAGCUUCAUAUCCUAAAUUUGAAAACGUCGCAGUCGGAGGCAUCCGUAGUCUUCCGAAUUCACCACUCCGUCGGGGACGGAGUUUCUCUCAUGUCUCUUCUCCUCUCAUGCACCCGCCAGACCUCUGACCCUGAAAAGCUGCCCACCCUUCCCGCCAUGAAUCCAACUCAGAAAUCAUCAUCAGCUACUACUAACUUCAAUUCGAUUUGGCAGUUCUGGCUGGCUGUUUGGUCGGCAGUGUUGUUGGUUUGGAACACUGUUGUGGAUUUCGUUAUGUACGCGGCCACCAUUUUGUUCCUCAAGGAUACGAAUACUCCAAUCAAAGGCCAAAAGGGGUGUGAGUUUGCUGUAAAUCGUUUCGUCCAUCGUACAGUUAGUUUGGAUGACAUCAAGUUAAUCAAGGACGCAAUGAAUGCGACGGUCAAUGACGUUUUAGUGGGGGUGACACAAGCCGGUUUUUCGCAAUAUUUGAACCGCAGAUAUGGUGAUACACAUGGAAAAGAUGAUAAGGGAAAUUAUCUUCCUAAAGGAAUACGUCUCAGGGCAAGAAUUGCUGUUAAUUUAAGGCCCGUUAAGGGUAUUCAGGCUCUUGCGGAUUUGAUGUCUAAUGGCACAAAGACGAAAUGGGGUAACUUGUAUGGGUUUAUCCUUCUCCCUUUCAAAAUUGCUUUACGAGAUGAUCCGUUGGAUUAUGUUCGUGCAGCCAAAUCUACCGUUGAUAGGAAAAAGAACUCCGGAGGAAUUUUCUGCACCUACUUACUUAACAAAAUUAUACUCAAAACCUUGGGAAUUAAGACAGCUGCUAGAGUAUCACAUAGAGCGGCUUUUAAUAUAACAACAGGCUUCUCAAACAUGGUUGGUCCUAUCGAAGAAAUCAGUUUUUACGGCCAUCCACUUUCUUAUAUUGCUGUAGCUGUUUACGGCUUUCCACGUGCAUUGUCAAUCCAAUUCCAAAGUUAUGUUAAUAAGAUGACAAUGGCUUUAGGAGUGGACCCAAAUGUGAUUCCUGAUCCUCACCAGCUACUUGACGAUAUGGAGGAAUCUCUCAAACUCAUUAAGGAAGCUGUUCUUAAACAGAGACUAGCCGCAGUAGAAGCUGUCUAGUUACAUAUUAUAUAUAUAUAUAUAUAUAUUUAGCAUUAUUUUGAACAUUUUUUUUUAAUGUGAACUGUAUUCUUAAUUUGUAUUGCAUCCGGUCAUAUUUAAAAUUGAUUUGUGUUUCGUGUUUUCA